Eremothecium gossypii ATCC 10895 is the source of this 1566-nucleotide messenger RNA. It is a transcript of the gene ATG4, whose product is annotated as cysteine protease ATG4. The coding region runs from base 1 to 1566 and encodes 521 amino acids. The transcript has a single exon. The record is from RefSeq and is marked provisional. Gene Ontology annotation, molecular function: protein-phosphatidylethanolamide deconjugating activity. Lineage: Eukaryota; Fungi; Ascomycota; Saccharomycetes; Saccharomycetales; Saccharomycetaceae.
AUGGGCUUUCUUAUAGCUUAUGUCUUUAAUUUAUCGCCGUGUUCUGGUGAUGAAAUGUUCGAGACCAUAGGCCUUGCGAUAAUUCAUUUUGAAGGGCUUAACACCAAUCGUGUAUCAAAGUGUAACCAAAAUUGGCACCAAGAAAGUAAACAAGUGGCUAUGGAGCUCAUUCAGAAGGUAUCCCAGGGGCUAUGGGAGCUGGAGAAUUGCGAUACUGUGAACAGUGUGGUAGUCUUGGGCAAGGAGUAUCCGCCCGUGCCCGAACAACGACAGGAGGAGCGGCACGAGAAUGGAGUGAACAUGUUCCAACAUAUAUUCACGCGUCAGGGACGGUGGAAUGAAGAGUUUUUGGCGGAUGUGCACACACGGCUGCAUUUUACAUACCGGACAAGGUUCGUGCCCAUACCCCGGCAUCCGAAUGGCCCAUCACCUAUGAGUAUCAGCGUCAUGCUGCGGGACAACCCGCUGAACGUGAUCGAGAACGUGCUGAACAACCCCGAUUGCUUCCAGACCGAUAUCGGCUGGGGAUGCAUGAUCCGGACUGGGCAGUCGCUGUUGGCUAAUGCGCUACAGCGCGCGUGUUUGGGGCGGGACUUCCGCAUCGACGAUAAUGCUGCUAACGAGCAUGAGCUGCGGAUCAUUAAAUGGUUUGAAGACGACCCAAAGUAUCCUUUUUCCUUGCACAAGUUUGUGCAGGAGGGCUUUUCAUUGUCCGGUAAAAAGCCAGGGGAGUGGUUUGGGCCAUCUGCGACCUCGCGUAGCAUCCAAGCGCUGGUGGCCAAGUUCCCAGCAUGUGGUAUCGCUCAUUGCGUUAUUUCGACCGACUCAGGGGACGUGUAUAUGGACGAGGUGGAGCCGCUGUUUAGGGCAGACCCCAGUGCUGCUGUGCUGCUACUACUGUGUGUGCGCCUUGGCGUUGACGUCGUGAACGAGGUCUACUGGGAACAUAUACGGCAUAUCCUUUCAUCUGAGCACUCGGUCGGCAUUGCGGGAGGCCGCCCGUCGUCGUCCCUGUACUUCUUUGGGUAUCAGGAUGAGCACCUUUUCUAUCUCGAUCCGCAUAAACCACAGCUCAAUCUCGCAUCCUACCAGCAGGACUUGGAUCUCUUCCGCAGCGUGCACACGCAGCGGUUCAACAAGGUGCAUAUGUCUGACAUUGAUCCGUCUAUGCUAAUCGGCAUUCUUCUCAACGGGAAAGAUGACUGGCAGCUCUGGCAGCAGCACAUAGCCAGCUCGCAGAUUAUUCAUCUGAGUGACAGCAAACCGGUAGACCUCAUGCUGGACCAUCAGCUGGAGUCCGCGAUCCUAGGCGACCGCUACCUGUCUGAAGACGGGCAGGGCCCGUCCAGCAAGGUGGACACCGGCGACUACAUCGAUGUCGGAAGCUUUGUACCGUGCACGGACUCCUCCUGCAAGAUAAACGAGUCCGAAGAUGAGUACCAGGACGUCAAAUGCAAGAAUCAGCGCAUAGUGGUGGUGGGAGAAACCACCACCAACGGCAGCCCGGAGGUGGAGGUCGAGAAGGUCCUCGUGGAAAAGGAAACCAUCCCCGUGCGCAGCAAGUAG